AUGUCAUCAGAAAAAACUGCUCACGAAAUAAAAUCCGAUUUUCUCAUGGAACAAGUUCACGAACUCGCUCAAAAACAUCAAGAAUCCUAUGAAAAAUGGAAAAAUGCCAAAAAUUCUUAUGACGAAAAAAAGACACGGUAUUUCAACAAUGUUUUCAUGCCAUUUUAUCGAACCGGAAAAGCUUUGGCUCAAAAUCGAAAAUUGAGUAUUCGAAAAAGAUGCGCGAUUUUGAAAGAUAUUCAGGUGGCUUAUAAGAAGAUGAAGAAUUUUGGAAAAAAUGAACAGGCACAGGUUUUUAAGCUUCAAUUUGAAGGUAGGUGAGGGAGGGUUAGAAAUGUGAGGGACCAUUGAAUUUUUUUGAAAUUUUUGGUUGACAUGAGAAAAAUUUGAACAAUUUUUGAAACAGUACAUUUUUUUUGACUGAAAUUUUUAGAAAAAUCAAUUCAAGUAAUUAUUCAAAAACAAUCAGCAAAAAAUUUCUAAAAUUUUUGAAACAGUGAAUUUUUUUAAUGAAAAAUCUAAAUUUUUCAAAAUUCCUCUGAAUAUUCUGAAGUUAUUGAAAUUCUUGGUAACUAGAAAAUCAUUAUUUUCAUAAUUUUUGUGAACCUACAGAAACAUGCAUAUUGAUUCAAAAACAAUCAGCAAAAAAUUUCAAAAAUUUUUGAAACAGUACAUUUUUUUGAAAUUUUUUUUUUUUUGAGAAAUUUAAAUUUUUAAAAAUUCCUCUGAAUAUUUCAAAUUUACUGUAAUUUUUGGAAACUAGAAAAUCAAUAUUUUCAGAAUUUUAGUGACACAACGGUGGCUUUAUUAACCCAAAACAAUCAGCAAAAAAUUUGUAAAAUUCUUGAAACAGUAAAUUUUUUUUGACCUAAAUUUUUAGACAAAUUAUCUUUAAAUUUAAGUAAUGAUUCAAAAAUAAUCCGAGAAAAAAUUGUAAAAUUUUUGAAACAGUGAAUUUUUGAAUUAAAUUUUUUUGUUGAAAAAUCUAGAUUUUUAAAAAUUUAUCUGAAUAUUUCGAAGUUACUCUAAUUCUUGGUAGAUUUUUUAAGCAACAAUCUAUUAUUCCAAAACAAUCAGCAAAAAAUCCAUAAAAUUCUUGAAACAGUUAAUUUUCCCAACCCCUUUUCUAACUUCCAGCCAUCAAAGAUCAACACAUCUUGCAACACACCAUGAAACUUUUCUUCGAUCUCCAGCAUUCUCGACUCAACGAAGUUCGUUCAAUCUUUCAACAAAUGUCUCAACUUGCUGAACAAGUUGAGAGACUCGGGAAAUAUUAA
This is a messenger RNA of Caenorhabditis angaria, 1277 nucleotides long. The record is from the annotation of a GenBank genome assembly. NCBI's taxonomy places the organism in Eukaryota, Metazoa, Nematoda, Chromadorea, Rhabditida, Rhabditidae.